Molecule: messenger RNA, 2025 nt
Organism: Exophiala spinifera
Lineage: Eukaryota; Fungi; Ascomycota; Eurotiomycetes; Chaetothyriales; Herpotrichiellaceae
Exons: 2
Coding region: 1-2025 (674 amino acids)
Biological process (GO): mRNA processing
Cellular component (GO): exon-exon junction complex
Molecular function (GO): mRNA binding
Source: RefSeq, a predicted model, not a curated record
AUGCCUGCGCUUCGGAGAAAGGAUCUGCUAUCUCGCAGACGGCGGCGGGCGGAUGAAGGAGAAGACGAUGGAUCAAUCGCCGGAGAUUACGACGACUCCUCAAGUGAAGACUCUGCUGUCAGCGAUGGUGACGACGAAGCGGAAGCCGAGGGCAGUGAGUCUAGUGGUGAUGAGCACGAACCGACCAAGAGCGCCGCCGGGAGGAAAGCAAUCAUCACUGAACAGGAGAACCAACGAUCGGCCGUCAACAUACCUCAGGAAUCUGACGCCACAUCAAAUGGAGCUUUCACGACGAGCGCCGAAACACAAGCUAUGUUGCACGGAUUAGGUCGGCAACAGCACCCGGAAGAGAUGGAACAAGUCGACUUCGACGAUCUACAUGCUGGAGAUGACGCCGCCUCUGAGUCAGCGGCCGCUGCUCCUCGAGCAACACGCAACGAGACACCAGCCCAGCGUAGCUUAAGGGAACACCAAGAAUACAUCCAGCAGCGUAAUACCAACCCUGCGUUUGUACCGAACAGAGGCAAAUUCUUCCUCCAUGAUGAUCGUACUGCAGCGUCAAAUGGGGCCCUCUCAAGGCCGCUCUUUCGGGGCAGAGGUCGAGGCUAUGCCUCUCCGAUGAAUGCUGGCAGGGGUUUUGGUAUCAACGAACCGACAGACAGGCCGUGGGCUCAUGAUUUGCACGAGGGCCACGAGCUGGGUCCGAGCCCGGUGCCAUCACAAACCCAACCAGUUCCUGGUGAACGGACAACCCGAGCUCGAAACUCGCCCGCCGCAGCACUACCGAACAGGUCCUUUUCGUUCACCACUGUAUUGGGCAACGUCAGCGUUCAGAUAUCGUUCCCAGGGAUGGAAAAGAAGAAGAUUGUCUCGAAUGUUGUCAAAAAGCAUCACACGCUGCUUCCACAACACCGUCCACCCCUACGACGGGACAAGCCUGUACGAAUUUCGAUCCCAGAUCAACAGGCCAAGUAUGUUUUUCCUAGCACCGAAAGAUCAUUCAUCUUCAUCCCUCGUGCGAUGCGACCAAACCAACAGAACUACCAUCGGGGCCGUGGUAGAGGAAGCUUCCAUGGUAGUCGAAGACCCAGCGUAUAUGGCAGCGUUUAUACUCCAAGCAUUGCAAUGAGCCGGAAGUCUUCAAUUGGCGGCUCGACCAUGAGGGAUGGAAUCAGAUCUCCUGCAGAUUCCGUCAUAUCCCGCAUGGGCGCUUCUGGAAUGGAAUUUGCUCGGCCCAUCGUACGAAUGCCUUCUGGCGUUCCAACUCCGUCAGUCUCGAGGACAGGAAUGCCGAUUGUCAAUGGACCUAUGGGACUUAAUACCGUGCCGCCAAAUAUCCCACCUCCGCCUUUCUAUGGUAGCCACAGUACUGCCAUACCUAUGCAUCAACCUAGACCCCAAAAAACCGUCUCUGUUGCUGAUAUCGAAUCGCCUGCGGCGUAUUCGGUCAAAGCACCUCAACAACAACAAGACCUCCCAUUCCAUCAGCAAGUGCCAGCUCACAUGGCUGCUUCUCAAGCAGACGAGAGAGUUCCCCCGGCCCCACAAACUUUACCAGGAAUGGCUGGCACGACACCUCUUUCCCAGAUACCAGAGGGUGCAGUGUUUGCGCAGGGCUUCCAACCGUAUCCCGUCAUGGGAGGACCGGGGUAUUUCACCACACCCUAUGCCAAUGGACUUCUCUACUAUCCAGGGAUGGGCGGUAAUGGUUCUUUCAGCGUUCCCAUCACAGGCCCGGCCAUGGCCCCUAGCUUCAUACCAGGCUCCCAAGCACAUCCCGUCAAUUACGUGCACGCUCCAGGCCCAGCCGAAGGUGGCACAGGUAAUAAUUUGAUGGCUCAUGAGUCCAAUGGCAUGGUGUACUACUACAAUCCGCCGGCGUAUCCCACUGACAGUCAAGGCGGCUUUCAGCAAUAUCCCAGUGUCGCUGGAAACGUGAUGCCAAUGGCCAAUGGGUUGCCAUCUCAACCUCUUUAUUAUCCUGGGGUAUCCAAUGGUAUGUUCUAUCCGGCGCAGACGGGUUGA